GUCCAUCCCCUUCCCCCAUAUCCUAGACUGCAGUUGACAUAGUUCCAAUUGGUGCUGUUCGAAUAGACUGUACUUCUCUUCAUUAGACAUUCCACGCAUACAUUCAACCCACAACCACCAAAACAAUAACCGCAAAAAAACAAAUCUCGCCAUCAUGGGUAAAUCAGGCCAAUAUGAUGGUCCAAAGUACUUUGGGUUGAGUGGUCUCGCCCUCUCUAGAAUGAUCGGUUUCGCUGCUGGUGCAGGUUUCUUGUUGUUCGGUUACGAUCAAGGUGUGAUGGGUAGUCUUUUGACUCUUCCUUCUUUCACCGAACAAUUCCCUGCUAUCGACACAACAGGUAAAUCCGGUACUUCUCAUGAAGCAACCCUUCAAGGUGCUGCAAUUGGUCUUUACGAAAUUGGUUGUUUGAUUGGUGCUCUUUCUUGUCUUUGGUUGGGUGAUCUUUUGGGUCGUCGUAGAAUCAUUUGGAUCGGUACAGUGAUCAUGAUCAUCGGUGCUGCUAUCCAAUGCUCUUCUUUCGGACUUGCUCAAUUGAUCGUUGCUCGUAUUAUUACCGGUGUUGGUAAUGGUAUGCACACCGCCACUAUCCCAAUGUGGCAAUCAGAAUGCUCUCCCCCACACAAACGUGGUAUGCUUGUCAUGGUCGAAGGUUUAUUGAUCACAGGUGGUAUUUGCAUGGCAUACUGGAUCGAUUUCGCAUUCUACUGGAUUGAUCCCUCCUCUCGCCAUGACCCAGGCACUUACAACCCUCAAGAUUACCCACACCGCUCUGCAGCUUGGCGUGUACCUAUUGCAUGGCAAAUCUUGUUGUGUAUUCCAACCUUUAUUACAAUUUGGAUGCCUGAAUCACCUCGUUGGUUGUUGUUGAAAGGACACGAUGACGAAGCCCGCCGUGUUUUGGCUUCUUUGGAUGAAUUGCCAAUCGAUGAUCCUGAAAUCGAUGCAAAGGUCAAGGAAAUCAAGAUCUCAUUGGAUGUGGCAUCCAGCAAAGGUCUUAGUGACUUGUUCCGUCAAGGAAAGGAAAAGAAUUUCCAUCGUGCUACGCUUGGUUUCGUCAAUCAAAUGUUCCAACAAAUCUCGGGUAUCAAUUUGAUCACAUACUACGCAGGUACCAUUUUCGAGAACAACAUUGGUAUGUCUCCUCUUGUCAGUCGUAUUGUGGCUGCUUGCAACGGAACAGAGUACUUUUUGGCAUCUUUCAUUGCUGUUUAUACGAUUGAACGUUUCGGACGUCGUAAACUGAUGUUAUUCGGAGCUGCAGGUAUGAGUUUAUCCAUGGUUGUUUUGGCAAUUACUACAAGUCCAGCUGUUACCCAUCCUAACGCAGCUGGAAAUGCUACCAAGAAAGGUGGACCAUACGUGGCUGCUGUGUUCUUGUUCGUCUUCAACACCUUCUUCGCUAUUGGAUGGUUGGGUAUGACAUGGUUGUACCCUGCCGAAAUUACACCUUUGUCCAUUCGUGCUGCCGCAAACGGUGUUUCAACUGCAUCUAACUGGAUCUGGAACUUCCUCGUCGUUUUGAUCACACCAAUUGCAUUCGCCAACAUUCAAUACCGUACCUACAUCAUCUUUGCCGUCUUGAACGCAGUCAUCUUUGUGGUCACCUUUUUGAUCUUCCCCGAGACGGCUGGUCGUUCGUUAGAAGAAAUGUCAGACAUUUUCGAAAAAGCAAGCAUCUACAACCCAUACGAUGUUGUCAGAAUCGAAAAACGUACUCCUCGUCGUUACGAUGAGCAAGGUCGCCCAAUCGGAUUUGACGCAAUGUUUGCCGAACACGGAUUGGCAGGACAGGAUGAACUUCGCGAAAAGGACGGAUCUGGUUCUGGUUCUGGAAAGGACGAGGCAGGUGCUGCUCACGAUACUCGGGACGCCUCAUCCCAGGGUCAUUAAAGGCAAAACACCAAUGAUCAUAGUUCACGGCUUGUCAUAGUUUAUGGCUUGCCGAAAUGAUCUCCUUUUUUUCCUUUUCAUUGUCUCUCUUAUCUCCUCUCAUUCGAUCAUCCAUUUAUAUAUCCCUUGAUCUACGCUUCCUACUCUUUCUUGAUUAGCCUCUCGUCAUUUUAUGAUUUGAGAGCAAAUCU
This is a messenger RNA of Meira miltonrushii, 2082 nucleotides long. RefSeq names its product sugar transporter STL1. The transcript has a single exon. The record is from RefSeq and is a predicted model, not a curated record. Gene Ontology annotation, cellular component: membrane. Gene Ontology annotation, molecular function: carbohydrate:proton symporter activity. Lineage: Eukaryota; Fungi; Basidiomycota; Exobasidiomycetes; Exobasidiales; Brachybasidiaceae. Gene Ontology annotation, biological process: carbohydrate transport; transmembrane transport. The coding region runs from base 155 to 1891 and encodes 578 amino acids.